This is a messenger RNA of Mizuhopecten yessoensis (Yesso scallop), 1573 nucleotides long. Its product is annotated as tubulin alpha chain-like. The record is from RefSeq and is a predicted model, not a curated record. NCBI's taxonomy places the organism in Eukaryota, Metazoa, Mollusca, Bivalvia, Pectinida, Pectinidae. Gene Ontology annotation, molecular function: GTP binding; structural constituent of cytoskeleton. The transcript is spliced from 3 exons. Gene Ontology annotation, cellular component: cytoplasm; microtubule. Gene Ontology annotation, biological process: microtubule cytoskeleton organization; mitotic cell cycle. The coding region runs from base 80 to 1438 and encodes 452 amino acids.
CACGUCUCCUUCCCUUUGUUAACAUACAUGAGGACAGUAUUCAGUGUUACUUAUUUCAGAAACUCGGAUAAACUUCAAAAUGGUGCGGGAAUGUAUCAGUAUCCAUGUUGGUCAAGCCGGUGUCCAGAUGGGCAAUGCCUGCUGGGAGUUGUACUGUUUGGAGCAUGGCAUUCAGCCUGAUGGUCAGAUGCCCUCAGACAAGACAAUCGGAGGGGGAGACGACUCCUUCAAUACAUUCUUCAGUGAGACCGGAGCUGGCAAACAUGUACCUCGGGCUAUCUUCACCGACCUCGAGCCCACCGUAGUCGACGAGGUCCGUACCGGAACGUUCCGUCAGCUGUUCCAUCCCCAGCAGCUGAUCACGGGGAAGGAGGACGCGGCUAACAACUACGCCCGAGGCCAUUACACCGUCGGCAAGGAAUAUAUCGACCAGGUGUUGGACCGUAUCCGCAAACUCUCAGAUCAGUGUGAGGGGCUACAGGGGUUUCUUCUGUUCCACAGCUUCGGCGGGGGGACAGGCUCGGGCUUCGGUUCGUUGUUGAUGGAACGUCUUAGUGUCGACUACGGAAAGAAAUCCAAGCUUGAAUUUGCCGUUUACCCUGCCCCGCGUAUAUCAACGGCGGUUGUGGAACCUUACAACUCCAUCCUGACCACACACACAACACUGGAACAUACUGACUGCGCCUUUAUGGUCGAUAAUGAGGCUAUCUACGAUAUAUGUAAACGUAACCUGGACAUUGACCGCCCAACCUAUACCAACCUAAACCGUCUGAUAGGUCAGAUUGUCAGCUCCAUCACCGCCUCCCUUCGCUUUGAUGGUGCCCUGAACGUCGACCUGACUGAGUUUCAGACCAAUCUUGUGCCUUACCCACGUAUCCAUUUCCCUCUGGCUACGUACGCCCCAGUCAUCUCCGCCGAGAAGGCCUAUCAUGAACAGCUCACAGUUGCAGAGAUCACAACUGCUUGUUUUGAGCCAGCUAACCAGCUGGUGAAGUGUGAUCCUCGCCAGGGUCGGUACAUGGCCUGUUGUCUCCUCUAUAGGGGAGACGUCGUACCAAAGGACGUCAAUGUCGCCAUCGCUUCCAUUAAGACGAGAAGAUCGAUCCAGUUCGUCGACUGGUGUCCUACAGGCUUCAAGGUGGGCAUCAACUAUCAGCCUCCCACUGUGGUGCCGGGAGGAGAUUUGGCCAAGGUAGAACGUGCCGUUUGCAUGUUGAGUAAUACUACAGCCAUCGCUGAUGCUUGGGCUCGCCUUGAUCACAAGUUUGAUUUGAUGUAUGCCAAGCGCGCCUUCGUCCACUGGUACGUGGGAGAGGGUAUGGAGGAGGGAGAGUUCCAUGAAGCUCGCGAGGACUUGGCAGCACUGGAAAAGGAUUACGAAGAAGUAGGGGCGGAUUCCUAUAACGAAAACACCAUUGACGAGGAAGACGAGUAUUGAUGUGUUUUCUUUAUAUGCCACACUUUAACUUCCCAAACAUAAGGCUAUCUCUCUUUUGGGAUACCGUAAAUUGUAUGUCUCUACCAGAAGUUUAUGACAACUGUAGUCAUCUAGAAUGAAAUAAAAUUUGACAGU